UUUUUUUUUUUUUUUUGCUUUUUCCAGCUGAGAUAGUCUGAUUAAUGCAUGCAUAGUCACACUAUUAUUUCCUCAAUAUUACUACAUGAAAGAAAUAAUUCCAAAUACGUCAUCGUCAUCAAUCUAAAUGACGUGUGUGUGUGUGUGUGUGUGUGUGUGUCCUGGAGGGAGGCAGGGAUGGGAGGGAGGGUCGGGGCUGUACUGUAGGUUGACGAUAUAUAUAAGGUGUCCGCUGGCUGGAGAAACAAAGCAGAAGGAGGCACGAGACAGAACAACAGAAGCAUCUGAAUGGGCUGCGAGUGAACGAGGAAAAACCACGCAGGAUUUGCAGUCACCAGAUCAGAGGUCGGAACUCGUCAAAGAAAAACCAGCCCGGAUUCCCUCCAGUGAAGUUUGAGGAACGUGCGAAGAUGAUGUGGAGACUGACUCUUGCCCUGGCGGUGGUGUGCAACUGCGUGAAGGCUGACGUGAUGAGCCGGCUGAUCCUACCGAGGGACUAUGGGGUGAAACUGUGCGGGAGGGAGUUUAUCAGAGCCGUCAUUUUCACCUGCGGCGGCUCCCGGUGGAAACGAUCCACGGAGGGGGACCUGGAUCCCUACCAGUUGAGCUCCCUUACAGAGCAGGACGACCACCAAGCCUGGCGACGUUCCACAGACCUCGCAGAAAUCCACUCUCCUGUCCACAUCGCGUCCUCUUUCUCCCUUAUGGACCUCCUGGCUCUUUACCAGGUCGCUGGAGACAUUCAGCAGCGGUCGCCGGGCGUCCCAGACCCGAUGGGGGACUCUGCAGAUUUAGGUGAGCGAGAGGGGAACCUGGGAGGUGUAGCUGAUUGGCCCACGGGAAGCAAGAAGAAGAGGAACUUUUCUCUGGGAGUGGCGGGGAUGUGCUGUACCCAGGGCUGCACCAAGAACGAUAUCGGACGCUUGUGCUGAGGGACGGGGAACAAAAGGGGGGAGGGUUGGCAGAGAAAGGGUGUCGUGGCAUGAAGCUGGCGUGAUGUGCAUUAAUGGGAAGCAUCUGGCUGUACAAAGACAUAAAAAGGAGGAGGAGGAGGAAGAGGGCAAGUUUAUAUAUGCUGCUCCCGCUCAUGUCUCCUCAUCACUCCAGCUUCAUGCCUCUCAGUCAUGCUUUAUUCAUUCUCCUCUAUUAUUUGAUAUUUAGUUUCAAAAAACAAGUAAAGCUCACAUUCAGUAUGUGCUGUAUGUCACCCUGUCCUCAAAUAAAUUUUAAAUACUGUGUUAAUAUGAAGCAGCAGCAUCGUAUGUUGUUUUGAGCAGAUUGUGGCCUGCAGACAGUUUGACCGAACUCCAUUCAUACUAAUACACGACAAUAUCACACAUUAAUGUCAUUUAGGCAGCUCUGAACAUAUUGGUGGCCCUUGUUCACAACAUUACGCCCGCCUGAUCAUUUUCUGUCAACGCCUGGAGGAUGGUACAGUGAAGGAGAGGAUUUUUUAAGCUUCCCUUUAACCCUUUCAUAACCAAACAAAACAAGCAUUUCACCUCCGAAUAAACCACAACAAUACAACAAAUGGUCUAAAUGUAGAAAUCAUUUAACAGAACGUUGACUGUUCAGCUGUUUGGAAUGUACACGACAUAUCUCUGUUAAAUAUUUACAACUUUCUCAACAUUAAACUAUGUUGUAAUGACAUCAGACUCCAACCCUGGCUUACUUUCAUUCUCAUGAAAACAAACUAAAGUCGAAAUAAACGCAUGGAGAAAACACCAUGGGAUCUUUUUAUGAAAGUCUUUGGAUACAUAUUUCACAAAUAAUUUGAGGUUACACAGAAAUGCACAUUGAUCACAACCAAUGUUCCCUGUAAUUUUUCCUGAGUGUGAGCAAACACACAAACUCCCUGAGCGUCCCUUGGACCACUGUGAGCAACAUCAGACGUGUGCACUGUGGUCACACCAGCAUCACAUCCAUUCAAGUUACAUGGUUCAUUAAAAGAAUCAAAUUACAGCAUUUACAUUUCUGUUAAAACACUUUGUCAAUAGGAGCCAGUUGAAGGCUGCAGUGAUUUUAGUGACACUACAAUGUAUAAGAGUGAAGUUAUUGAAUAUUUCUCUCUUUACUGUUGCAGCGGUUUUGCAAAUUGCAGACGGACCCUGUUCACUCCAUAGACACCAAUGUUAUUCCUGUAGCUUGAAAGGCAGCUACUUUUGAUAAAACUGGGCUUGUAGCACAUUGUCUGCCUUGCAACAAUGGGAAAGAGGCACCGUUUAUGUUUUGACAACCUAUAUCUAAUGAGUUAUUGAUGCUGGAAGUCCGAAUCUGUGAAUAUCUUUCCAACUUUACUGAACUUGGGGCCACUACCACCUAAGGAGUGAUAUAUUUAAUUUUGAAAAAAGCAUUUAGCCAUACUUAAAGCUUUAAGUGCUUUAUUAACACGGAACUAAAAAUUUUGUGUUGUUUUAUUAUCACAGGUUCUGUCUGAAAAGAGGUGGCAUCAUUUUAAACAGUGAAAUCAAACUAACAAAAUGUAAUGACCAACCAGUGAGCAAUACUGGAUUCUGCAAAAACAUAAACAACUUUUUUUUAAAUCUAAAUCUUAUCUUAACACAGUUAAUGUAUUAACUUAUUUUUGUGUGUAUGCAUGUAUUUAUUGAUUUAUUUAGUACUGUUAACAUAUCAGAGUACGGAGUGAAUUUUUCUUAAGAUAGGCAAAGGCCAUUUAUUGAUUACAUAUAGGCUCUUAAAUGUUUAUUAAAAACUAAAAAGCAU
Messenger RNA from Amphiprion ocellaris (clown anemonefish), 2724 nucleotides. RefSeq names its product relaxin 1 (gene rln1). The transcript has 2 exons. The record is from RefSeq and is a predicted model, not a curated record. The coding region runs from base 411 to 932 and encodes 173 amino acids. Gene Ontology annotation, molecular function: hormone activity. Lineage: Eukaryota; Metazoa; Chordata; Actinopteri; Pomacentridae. Gene Ontology annotation, cellular component: extracellular region.